CGCCCAAGAAAAAUAUUCUUGCUGUUGGUUACAAACAUUUUGAUCAACUUUUCUGUUGAACACCCACAAUAAUGGCUGAAGGACCUGUGCUAGAAAACCCAAGGAGCAACGACACCAUUAAUCUAUCAGCCCGUCGUCUCCUCGAAUGUUCUAUAUGCCUAGAGCAGAUGCGACAACCGAAAUCACUUCCUUGUUUACAUUCUUUCUGUGAGGACUGUCUUGGUGCCUUUAUCAUCACAGAUUUGUCGGGAGACAUGGCCGCCGCGAUUUCCUUCCCUUGUCCUGUUUGCAGAAAGAUCACAUCACCAAUUGAUCACUCAAAAAGUAAAGAAACAUGGGCACAGCAGUUCCCGGUCAACAGUUUAGUUCAAAAUUUGAACAGCCUCAAAAUGGUUACAGAUAAUUCAUAUUGUUGUGGUCCUUGCAAGAAGACAAAAAAUCUUCAGACGCCAGCAACAUUUUUCUGUAAAAUGAACAAAAUGUUGUUUUGCGAUUUUUGCAAGGAAAGUUUCCAUGAUGUCGUUCACGAAGAUUGUAACAUAGCACUUAUUACAGAGAACAACUGGAAAGCAUUACUGAAACAGCGUGACUAUUUAACAUGCUCAAUACAUAAAGAGAUGAUUGACUACUUUUGUGAAAGUCAUAAAUUCAUUGGAUGCAGCAAAUGCAUUACCACCGAUCACAGACGCUGUACCAAAGUGUCAACAACUGAAGAGUAUUGUGAAAAACAGAAAAACAACUCCUGCCUAGAUGAAAUGGAUAUGUUUCUUGAGGAGGCGUCUAACUGUAUCGAACGUAUGUUAAUAGCUACCGAUGGUCAAGUUGAAACCAUGCAAAACAACCGGGAUAUUGGUUUGAGUAGCAUUUUAGAUCUGCGCCAAAAGAUGAACACAUAUCUCGAUAACAAACAAGAAGAGAUAACACAGGAAUUGAUAUCCCAAUAUAAAUUGGAGAAAGCCAGGCUGGAUUUAAAGAAACAAAAAUGUACUCGUCUAAGGACUGCCAUUCAAAAUACAAAGGAGGCAUCCAAGGUAGCUGCUCAGGUGGACGACAAAAUUGAAAUGAUACAGCUUUUUCUUCGUGCUCAGACAGAGAUACUUGCAUGUAAUGAUCUGAUUGACGACAUGAAGCAAACAUCCAAGUUUGUUUCUAUAACACACGAUGCAAGCUUCUCGGCAAUCGACCAGACAAGCACUCUUUCCCUUGGAGGAAUCCUUGUCGAGGAGGAAUCAUGUAGCUUACCGGACGAUGUAGAGUAUAUACCAAAUGUUGCUAAACUCACAAGCGGUCAUGUCGAGAAAUUAGGAACUUUCAGUAUAGACACACCGUCUGAUUCAUAUUAUAGUGAAGCUCACGGAGUUGUGAUGUUGUCGAAUGGAAAUGUUGUUGUGUGUGAUUAUGGAAAUGAUCAACUAAAAUUGUUUUCUUUCGAAGGGCAAUGUUUGGAUGUUUUGGAAAUCGACGGAUGGCCACAUGAUUUAUGCUUAAUGAAUGAUUACACAGUGGCUGUGGCUGUUUCUGAAAGGGGAGCUGGUGUACAUGUCGCUACAAUACUAGCAUCAAAGCUAGCCCUUUUGACUGUAAUAAACAUACCAGAAGAGUGUUAUGGUAUAGCGUUCAUAGAUGGGGUGUUUAUUGUUAGUAUAUCGAAUGGCACUCAAACAGUGACAUUGAAAGGUGAGACAGCGCAAGUACACGCAAUACCUGCAGCAAGCAAACAUCUGACAUCGAAUCCAGAUGAAAAACACACCUUUGCCAGUCUGGAAACACCUGAAGAUGGUGGGGUUGAGAUAACGAAACUGACUGCUGAUGCUCAUACUUGUGUUUUGCGUUCUGGAUUAGUGAAAGGAGCUAUGGGAGUGGAUGUAGACAAAGAGGGGAAUUUGUACGUAUGUGGACAAGCCUCUAACAACGUAGUUAUGGUGUCUGCGUGCGGGACUAAGAUCAGAGAGCUUCUUACCUCAAAGGAUGGCAUCAACAGUCCCAGGGCUAUAUCUGUAUGUGGAGACAAAUUUGUAGUCACCACCAAAGCAUCAGAAAAGGAGCAAGACAUACAUUUGUAUCAGCUCUGAUUUACCUAUCAUUGUUUCAAGAGGAACUGUAGAACUCUAGAACUUUUGACGAAUGAGUUCCAAUUUUACUAUUUGAAUAACAAUACUACUGUUUUCCAAUGUUGAAGAUUUUUCUUAUCAAUUUGGAAAUUAAAAAAAAUCGUCUCAAAAGAGAAAACAAAAUACUUAUCCGAACAUAAUGGAGCGUUUGAUAUAUCGGUACGAUCUGAUGGUCACAUUUCUGAGGUGUUAAGCUAUAUAAAAUAAGACUAAUUAAUGCAAGACUCAGUGUUCGUUUGAAAACUGUCAAAUUGAAAAUGACAUUUAUAAUCACUGCUCCAUUGUAAUAUUCUUCAGUUUGACUUUCGAUCUGUGAUAUAAGUAAACUUGCAAAAUGUACGAUCCAAUCACACAGUUGUGUGCAAGAUAAUGUAUAAUAUGUGUGUGCUCAAGAUGUAUCCACGAUGAAUGAAGGAUGUGCGCAUGAA
Messenger RNA from Ylistrum balloti, 2539 nucleotides. RefSeq lists its product as uncharacterized. NCBI's taxonomy places the organism in Eukaryota, Metazoa, Mollusca, Bivalvia, Pectinida, Pectinidae. Gene Ontology annotation, molecular function: protein binding; ubiquitin-protein transferase activity. Bases 72 to 2072 code for a protein of 666 amino acids. The transcript has 2 exons. Gene Ontology annotation, cellular component: chromatin; nucleoplasm. Gene Ontology annotation, biological process: positive regulation of DNA-templated transcription. The record is from RefSeq and is a predicted model, not a curated record.